AGUAACCAUAUGGUCAAUGCAAAUAGAGAAAUAGGUAAAACAAAACAAAAAAAACCCAACCAGCUUCAGUCAAAAUCAAAAUGUAUAGGGAAGGCAAGUCCAUAACAAAGCAACAAGUGCAAAAAAGGAACAGUUUCGAAGAGAAGAAAUUUUGGGACACCCUACGUAUAAUUCAUUUCGAAGAAAAAGCUUUUGAAAAAAGCCAUGCCUUUAAAGUCAACAAGCACAAUUCGCUCAUGGGGAUCACGGAAGAAAGCCCUGAAUCAUCAACUCCAUACAACGAAUUGUAUAACAAAAGCAGCGAUUAUGACGAAAUGGAUAAUAAUGCUAAAAUGGAGGAGAGCAUAAAACAGCUUUUACUCACGAAUGGGGAAGUCGAUAUUGAAAAAGUGCUCUGCCUCCAUCUUCUUGCUAUAAAGCAAUCCGAUUGUUGCACAGCUAGGGAUGAUACACCUAGGCCAAUUAAUGUGUUUACAAGAUAUUCAAAUCUCCUACCAAAUUAUAUAAUAGAAUCGGGAGAUUCAAAAAUUAAAUGCUGCUGCUGGAAGCGGAAGAGCCAGAAGAUGAAAUGUGAUUUUAGACCGAUUAAGAUUCAUUUAACGAUAAAUAAGCAAAUUGAGAAAAUAAUCAACAUAGUUAUAAUAACGCUGAAGGAAUUGAAUGAAAAAAAGUUGAAACUUUUGAUCUCGAUGGCGCAUAACAUAAACGUUCUGCGGACAAUAUUGGUGAGGCCAGCAAAUCAAAACUAUUUGACAGAACUUUUGAAAUCAAAAUUAGUAUUAAAUAACAGCGAAUCUGAGACAGAAUGCUGUACGUUGAUGAAAGGAAGCAACGAGAUGAUAAGAGAUGUAAAUAAAUACAAGAAGAAUAUGGUUUUUCGAUUAAAUCCGCCUAACUCCUUAGUCUACCUCCGCGCACUUCUUGCAGACAUGGAUAAGUAUACGUCUUGCCCAGAGAUACAGAAGAAAGAUUCAUUUUGUUCGUUGGUUGAUAUCUGCAAGAAAAUUUCCGUCGGUGAAGAUGUCAAUUUGGCCGGUUUUUCAAUUUUACGAAAUACAUCUAUCAAUUCAUCCGGGACUGCUGUUAUAAGUGAAGAUGGAAAAGAUAUCACAUACAUAGCUGGGCCGAGCUGCAAAAAAACAAGAGCGCCUGACUUUUUCGAGAACAAUUUAACUCUUCUCCUCAAAUCAACAGGUCUCAUGGAUAAAAAGACGGAGGAAGUGAAACCUGUAAUAAGAGAAGAAAAGUUUAUGCGAUUUUAUCAUAAAAUGUCGGAUAGAACGAUCGCUUCGCUUGAAAAAAUUACAAAAGAGAGGAUUAAUACGUUAAAGUCACAUAUGAAUAAAACAAAGGACAAGAAAGAGCCGCCAGACCCUGAAAUGCUAAGAUCAAAUAUUUUAAAGAGAUUGAGCAACCAGCAGAGAAUUUUGCUGGCUCAAGAAUCAUCACGCGUCAAAGGGGAAAAAAACGAAUCUGAACAUAAUGCAAAUGUUGCACCUCUAGCGCAUAUUAUGAGCAACGUUAUGUCUAAAAGGUCUCUGCUCAACUUGGCAAGAAACAGUACCCAAGAAGAACGCGAAUAUUUUUUAAAACCUGUAAAGAAAGGCGGCCUCGGCCUAGGGGAAAUAAUAAUAGGCAAAGAGAAUAUGUCAAAAAUGGAAAAGAUUGCUGCGAUUGCACAAGGGGAGACCUUAAUUACGAUGAUAACACCUUUAAGUGAGCAGGUCGCUCCAGCACCAGAAAGGAAAUCAAUAAUUGAUGUCUCGACAGAUAGCUCUUGGGAUCUCCUCAAAAUCAAACACGACAUUUCCCAGGCAGAAAUAACAAAGAAAUUUACAAAAUUUGUCAAAUCUAAUUCAGAGUCACACUCUAGUAAUCAUCAUGAAGAUAUCAAAUAUGAUGUAAACAACAUAGAUCAACAGUCAAAGCAACUAAGCCCUAACUUAACCAUCGUCGAAACAAAACUCCAAGGAAGAAUCCCACUGAGGAAACAGUUGGAAAAGAAAACUAUAGUACAAAAUGAAGAGAAAAGUUUAGCAAAAUCAUUACCAAAGCAAUUAUAUUCCAUAAAGCAAAAAAAUAAAUGACCAAUUAGAUUUGUUA
Molecule: messenger RNA, 2103 nt
Organism: Cimex lectularius (bed bug)
Lineage: Eukaryota; Metazoa; Arthropoda; Insecta; Hemiptera; Cimicidae
Exons: 4
Coding region: 81-2087 (668 amino acids)
Source: RefSeq, a predicted model, not a curated record